UCUUCCCGGCGACGGCGGCGCUGAGGCGACGCGCGGCCGCGCCUGCUCCCCGAUCGCGCGGCUAGAGCUGCUCGCGGGGCCCGCUGCCGGAGGCCGGGUGCGGACUGGCCGCCCGCGCCCCUAGCGCGCGCCGCUCUCGCGUGGGGGCGCGCAGCAGCCUGGGAGGGCCGGGGCGCCGUGGGAGCGCCGGCCGCGCGCCGCUGCGGGACCUCGGGUGGGCGGGCUGAGGGGCGGAGGAGCCGCCGGCCCCGCCUCCCGCGUGCUGCAUCCCCGGCCAGCGCCGCCGCGGCCCCGCCGAGGCUUUAAACAGCGGGACCCGCCCCGCGCCCGCUGCACUCGCGCGCUAAGUAGGCUGCCGGCGCCGUUCGUGCCGGCCCGGGCGAGCGGCGGCGAGCGGGCGGCGGGGAGAGCGGCUCCCUCAUCUGGCGUUGCGGCUGCCGCCACCGCCGGCCGGGGGCGCGGAGGGCUUGCAGCCCGCAACGUCCGCUAGCCUCUCCGGGUCCGCCAGGGGUUCAGGCGGUGAUGGAGCCAGGGCCCACGGCGCCCUCCUCCGGCGUCCCGAGGCUGGCCGGGGUCGGUGAGGCGCCGCCAGCCGCCGUGCUGGCCGCCGCCGGGGUGGAUCUUCCCGGCACGGCCGUGCCCUCGGUGCCUGAGGAUGCUGCGGCCGCGAGCCGGGCCGGCGGCGGGGUCCGCGGUGAGGGCGCCGCGGCGGCCGGGGAUGGGCUGGGCAGACCCCUGGGGCCCACCCCGAGCCAGAGCCGCUUCCAGGUGGACCUGGUUUCCGAGAACGCCGGGCGUGCUGCUGCUGCUGCGGCGGCGGCGGCCAGUGCUGGGGCAGGGGGCAAAGAGACCCCCGCGGAGGGGAAAGCCAGCGGUGAAAGCGGGCCGGCUAAGGGCAGCGAGGAAGCCAAGGGCCGCUUCCGCGUGAACUUCGUAGACCCGGCUGCCUCCUCGUCGGCGGACGAGAGCUUGUCGGAUGCUGCGGGGGUUGGAGGCGAUGGGCCCAACGUGAGCUUUCAGAACGGCGGGGACACGGUGCUGAGCGAGGGCAGCAGCCUGCACUCGGGCGGCGGCGGCAGUGGGCACCACCAGCACUACUACUAUGACACUCACACCAACACCUACUACCUGCGCACCUUCGGCCACAACACCAUGGACGCCGUCCCCAGGAUCGACCACUACCGGCACACGGCCGCGCAGCUGGGCGAGAAGCUGCUCCGGCCCAGCCUGGCGGAGCUCCACGAUGAGCUGGAAAAGGAACCUUUUGAGGAUGGCUUUGCAAAUGGGGAAGAAAGUACUCCAACCAGAGAUGCUGUGGUCACUUAUACUGCGGAAAGCAAAGGAGUUGUGAAGUUUGGCUGGAUCAAGGGUGUACUAGUACGUUGUAUGUUAAACAUUUGGGGUGUGAUGCUCUUCAUUAGAUUGUCAUGGAUUGUGGGUCAAGCUGGAAUAGGUCUGUCGGUCCUUGUAAUAACAAUGGCCACUGUUGUGACAACUAUCACAGGAUUAUCUACUUCAGCAAUAGCCACUAAUGGAUUUGUACGAGGAGGAGGAGCAUAUUAUUUAAUAUCUAGAAGCCUAGGCCCAGAAUUUGGUGGUGCAAUUGGCCUGAUCUUUGCUUUUGCCAAUGCUGUCGCAGUUGCUAUGUAUGUGGUUGGAUUUGCAGAAACUGUGGUGGAGUUGCUUAAGGAACACUCCAUACUUAUGAUAGAUGAAAUCAAUGAUAUCCGAAUUAUUGGAGCCAUUACAGUUGUGAUCCUUUUAGGUAUCUCAGUAGCUGGAAUGGAGUGGGAAGCAAAAGCUCAGAUUGUUCUUUUGGUGAUUCUACUACUUGCUAUUGCUGAUUUCGUCAUAGGAACAUUUAUCCCAUUGGAGAACAAGAAGCCUAAAGGUUUCUUUGGUUAUAAAUCUGAAAUAUUUAAUGAGAACUUUGGACCAGAUUUUCGAGAGGAAGAGACUUUCUUUUCUGUAUUUGCCAUCUUCUUUCCUGCUGCAACUGGUAUUCUGGCGGGAGCAAAUAUCUCAGGUGAUCUUGCAGAUCCUCAGUCAGCCAUACCCAAAGGAACACUUUUAGCCAUUUUAAUUACUACGAUGGUUUACAUAGGAAUUGCCGUAUCUGUAGGUUCUUGUGUUGUUCGGGAUGCCACUGGGAACAUUAAUGACACUAUUGUAACAGAGCUUACAAACUGUACUUCUGCAGCCUGCAAAUUAAACUUUGACUUUUCAUCUUGUGAAAGCAAUCCUUGUUCCUAUGGCCUAAUGAACAACUUCCAGGUAAUGAGCAUGGUGUCAGGAUUUGCACCAUUAAUUUCUGCAGGUAUUUUUUCAGCCACUCUUUCUUCUGCAUUAGCAUCCCUUGUGAGUGCUCCCAAAAUAUUUCAGGCUCUAUGUAAAGACAACAUCUACCCAGCUUUCCAGAUGUUUGCUAAAGGUUAUGGGAAAAAUAAUGAACCUCUUCGUGGCUAUAUCUUAACAUUCUUAAUAGCACUUGGAUUCAUCUUAAUUGCUGAACUGAAUGUUAUUGCUCCAAUUAUCUCUAACUUCUUCCUUGCAUCAUAUGCUUUGAUCAACUUUUCAGUAUUCCAUGCAUCACUUGCAAAAUCUCCAGGAUGGCGUCCUGCAUUCAAGUACUACAACAUGUGGAUAUCACUUAUUGGAGCAAUUCUUUGUUGCAUAGUGAUGUUUGUCAUUAACUGGUGGGCUGCACUGCUAACAUAUGUGAUAGUCCUUGGGCUGUAUAUUUAUGUUACCUACAAAAAACCAGAUGUGAACUGGGGAUCCUCUACACAAGCCCUGACUUACUUGAAUGCCCUGCAGCAUUCGAUUCGUCUUUCUGGAGUGGAAGACCAUGUGAAAAACUUCAGGCCACAGUGUCUUGUUAUGACGGGUGCUCCAAACUCACGGCCAGCUUUACUUCAUCUUGUUCAUGAUUUCACAAAAAAUGUUGGUUUGAUGAUCUGUGGUCAUGUACAUAUGGGCCCUCGAAGACAAGCCAUGAAAGAAAUGUCUAUUGAUCAAACCAAAUAUCAGCGAUGGCUUAUUAAAAACAAAAUGAAGGCUUUUUAUGCUCCAGUACAUGCAGAUGACUUGAGAGAAGGUGCGCAGUAUUUGAUGCAGGCUGCUGGUCUUGGGCGUAUGAAACCAAACACACUUGUCCUUGGAUUUAAGAAAGAUUGGUUGCAAGCAGAUAUGAGGGAUGUGGAUUUGUAUAUAAACUUAUUUCACGAUGCCUUUGACAUACAAUAUGGAGUAGUGGUUAUCCGCCUACGGGAGGGUCUGGAUAUAUCUCAUCUUCAAGGACAAGAAGAAUUAUUGUCAUCACAAGAGAAAUCUCCUGGUGUCAAGGAUGUGGUACUGAGUGUGGAGUAUAGUAAAAAAUCGGAGUUAGAUACUUCCAUACCAUCUGGUGAAAAAACUGUUACACAUAAAGAUGAGGAAGAGGAUGGCAAGACUCCAACUCAACCACUGUUGAAAAAAGAAUCCAAAGGCCCUGCUAUGCCUUUAAAUGUAGCUGAUCAAAAGCUUCUUGAAGCUAGUACACAGUUUCAGAAAAAACAAGGAAAGAAUACUAUUGAUGUCUGGUGGCUUUUUGAUGAUGGAGGUUUGACCUUAUUGAUACCUUAUCUUCUGACUACCAAGAAAAAGUGGAAAGACUGUAAGAUCAGAGUAUUCAUUGGUGGAAAAAUAAACAGAAUAGACCAUGACCGGAGAGCGAUGGCUACUUUACUUAGCAAGUUCCGGAUAGACUUCUCCGAUAUCAUGGUCCUAGGAGAUAUUAAUACUAAACCAAAGAAAGAAAAUAUUAUAGCUUUUGAUGAAAUGAUUGAGCCGUACAGACUUCAUGAAGAUGAUAAAGAACAAGAUAUUGCAGAUAAAAUGAAAGAAGAUGAACCUUGGCGAAUAACAGAUAAUGAGCUUGAACUUUAUAAGACCAAGACAUACCGGCAGAUCAGGUUAAAUGAAUUAUUAAAGGAGCAUUCAAACACAGCUAAUAUCAUUGUCAUGAGUCUCCCAGUUGCACGAAAAGGUGCUGUGUCUAGUGCUCUCUACAUGGCUUGGUUGGAAGCUCUAUCUAAGGACCUACCACCAAUUCUUCUAGUCCGUGGGAAUCAUCAGAGUGUCCUCACCUUCUAUUCUUAAAUGUUCUACACAGUGGACAGCCCUCCAGACGGUACUUCAGUGCCUAGUGAAGUAACUGAAAUCUUCAAUGAUACGUUAACAUCACAAUGGCGAACUGUGACUUUUCUUUCACUAUUUCAUUAAUUUGAAAGCACACAGGGAAGUUGCUCCGUUGAUAUGUGUAUGGAGACUUCAGUUUUAGUCAAUUCUGAAUCUCAGUCUUAAUGGAUGAUGAUUCCUUAUUGGACUGAAGCUGUUGGGAGUAAUGUUUUCCUUUGCUACUUGAAUAGCAAUAAAAGUGUGUUAUUUUUUGAUUGAUGAAAGGAGUACAAAAAGCCUUUAGCCUUGAGGUGCCUUCUGAAAUUAACCAAAUUUCAUCCAUAUAUCCUCUUUUAUAAAUUUAUAGAAUGUCAAACUUUGCCUUCAGCUAUGAUUUUUAUUUCUAUUCCUAGUCUCUUACACCUUAAAAUAAAAUGGACACUGCUUUUCUUCUUCCAUUGACCAAUUAGUGUUGAGUACUGUAUGUUUUCUAUUACUUUUGUAAAGGUAUCUGUUAGAUAUUAAAGGUGAGAAUUAGGGCAAGUUAAUGAAAAAUGCAAAAAAAAAAAAAAUGGGAACCAAAAGGUGACCCCAAGGUUAGGUUUGUACGAAUAUGUGUAAAUGGAGAUCUAGGGGAACAAGGCCCAAUAAACCUUUUUUUUUAAAUUUCUAAUUGGCUCUAAUUUAUAUCUUGAUUAUUAUUUCUUCAAACCUUAAGGAAGGUUGAUGAUUUAUCCAGUGCUUCUAUAUACCAUGCUGAAAAAUCACAUAUUGCCAUUCUUUAGACAAACAUCCUCACGAUCAUUUGUAUUUAUUAGAAGAGAGAUUUGUCCUAAUUUAGGGUUUUCCUCAAAUCUGAGGGACUUUUAAGAAAUGCUAAAAAGAUUUUUCUGGAGGAAAAUUAGACAAAGCAAUGUCAUUUAAUAGAAUAUUUCAAUAAACACUAUGUGGAAUUUCACUAUACCAUCCUUUAUAAAUCAGUGAAAUAUUUAACAUUUCAUCAAAUGCUUAAAUGGACCACUGGUUUCUUAGUGAAAUGUUUUUAGGCUUAAUUCAUUCAAUUGUCAAGUACACUUAGUCUUAAUUAAUAUACUCAGGUUUGAACAGAUUGUUCUGAACAUUGAAAUUUAAUCCAUUCUUAAUACUUUAAAACUUUUAUGUUAAGAAAAACUGCCAGUUUGUGCUUUUCAAAUGUCUGUUUUGACAUCAUAGUCUACUAGAACAAUUUUGACAGUGCAUAUGUACUGUUACUAAAAGCUUUAUAUACAAUUAUUAAUGUGAAAUUUUUCAUUUUUUUAUCCAAGGAAGGAUUUCCUAAGCAUUUCAAGGGAUAUAUGUCUACAUAUCUGUGUGUGUGUGUAUAUGUAUAUGCAUACACAGAUGCAUAUGUGUAUGUAUAAUGAUGUUUAUGUUGCUGGUUUUUUGCAUUUUUAAAAUGAUCAAGAUUCAUCGGAUUAAAAUUUUUUUAUUUUAGUAAGCAUAAGUUCAAAAUUCGAUUGAAAGAUACAGGUUUCAUAGAGAACAAAGGUGAUCAUUUGAAGGGCAUGUAACUUCACACAGUUAUCAUUUAGUUAGAAAAUGGAGACCAUGUCAUCUAAAGUACUGUUCACUGGGCUCAUUGGUGUAAGUGUCAGGGGUGAAGAAUUUCUGCCGGUUUUCAUGAAUCUGGAUAGAAAUCUAGAAGAUUACUGCAGUUGUCAGUAGUGCAGUAUUUUUGCUGCGUGAGAAUGAGCUAAAUAUAAAAAUGGAGAUCUGAUAAUAAUUUUGAAUUCAGAAUGUUAAGAAAAUGAAGUAAUUGUUUUUCCAAAAUUUUUUCCCUACACAUUAUAACUCACAGCAUUGUUCCAUUUAUUGCAGGGUUUGUAGUGUUUGGGGGGAAAAUACAGUAAAAUGUCAUAUUAUUUAGUAAAUAAUAAUCAUAUUUGAACUUUUUAAAUGGAUAAUAGGGCGUGAACUGAGUGCUGCUAUCUUGAAACAUGCACAGGUACACUUGUUUGUUUUUUUUUUAAGUUUUCCCCAUUCAGGAAAACAUCAUUGUGAUCUGUACUGCAGGAACCAAAUGUCAUACAUCAUACAUAUGUGUAUAAAGUACAUAAAAUAUAUCUAAAUAUGCAUAAUUCGGGGGAGGGUAAUAUUGUCUGUGAAAUAAUGUAAGAAGCUUUUCACUUUAAAAAAAAAAUACAUUACUUUCACUUAACACUAGACACCAGUUCAAAAUUUUCAAGGUUGUUGUAGUGCUCUAAUAAGUUUCAGCAAUUCUUAGAGAUGCUAGCUAGUGUUGAUGCUCUUCUACUCUAUUUUAUUUAUGCUGAAUUUGAUUAUUUUAAUGCCAAAUUUUUUUUAAUUCUAAUCAUUGGUAAUAACUUGGAAAUAAAUAAUUAUGCAAUGGCAUUUGACAGUUCAUUAUUCCUAUAGGUAAAAAUUCAUUGGGUUUAGAGAGAAUGGUGGUGUUAAGCUGAUUAUUAAUGGUUAAUUAAAUCAGAUAUUUAUUUGUUACAUUAUUUCAUUUGUAUUUUAGGUUUCCUUUUACAUUCUUUUUAUAUGCUUUCUGACAUUACAUAUUUUUAAAGACUAUGGAAAUAAUUUAAAGAUUUGAGCUCUGGUGGAUGUUUACUAAGUUUGAAAAUGUAAUAUUUUGAUAAUACUGUAUUAUAACUGUCAUACAAAUGCUUUUCUAAUGUUUUAACGUUGAGUAUUGCAGUUGCUGCUUUGUAUAGAAGUUACUGCAAUAAAGGAAGUGGAUUCAUUACAACUA
Molecule: messenger RNA, 6913 nt
Organism: Equus quagga
Lineage: Eukaryota; Metazoa; Chordata; Mammalia; Perissodactyla; Equidae
Gene: SLC12A2
Product: solute carrier family 12 member 2
Exons: 27
Coding region: 523-4140 (1205 amino acids)
Biological process (GO): chloride ion homeostasis; chloride transmembrane transport; potassium ion homeostasis
Cellular component (GO): membrane
Molecular function (GO): sodium:potassium:chloride symporter activity; ammonium channel activity
Source: RefSeq, a predicted model, not a curated record